AGGCCAGCAGCAAUGAAGCACUGCUUCUACAACGAGACCGUGGGCUUCUUCUACAACAACAGCCGCAAGGAGCUGACCACGUACUGGAGGACCAAGGAUGUGCUGGUGGUGGCCUUGGGCCUGACGGUGAGCGUCAUCGUGCUCCUCACCAACCUGCUGGUCAUCACGGCCAUCAUCAUCAACCGCCGCUUCCACUACCCCAUCUACUACCUGCUGGGCAACUUGGCUGCUGCAGACCUCUUUGCUGGCAUCGCUUACAUGUUCCUCAUGUUCCACACCGGGCCCAGGACAGCGGAGCUCUCCCUGAAGACCUGGUUCAUCCGUCAGAGCCUGCUGGACACCAGUUUGACGGCCUCCGUGGUGAACCUGCUGGCCAUCGCUGUGGAGAGGCACCAGACUGUGUUCACCAUGCAGCUCCACAGCAAGAUGUCCAACCAGAGGGUGAUGAUCCUCAUCUUCUGCAUCUGGGUCACGGCCCUGCUCCUGGGGCUCAUCCCAUCCUAUGGCUGGCACUGCCUCUGUGCGCUGGACAAGUGCUCCAGUAUGGCCCCGCUCUACAGCAGGAGCUACCUGACCUUCUGGGCCAUCUCCAACCUGGUCAUCUUCCUCAUCAUGGUGGUGGUCUACACGCACAUCUUCAUCUACGUCAAGAGGAAGAUGACGCGGAUGUCCAAGCACACGAGCUUCCACCCGCGCUACAGGGAGACCAUGAUCAGCCUGGUCAAGACGGUCACCAUCAUCCUGAGUGCUUUCGUUAUCUGCUGGACCCCAGGCCAAGUGGUGCUCCUCCUGGAUGGCCUGGGCUGCAAGAGCUGCAACGUGCUGGCGGUGGAGAAGUACGUGCUGCUGCUGGCCGAGAUCAACUCCCUGAUCAACGCCAUCGUGUACUCGUACAGGGACAGCGAGAUGCGCAGCACCUUCCGCAGGAUCCUCUGCUGUGCUUGCCACAGCAAUGCCAAGUACACCCCCACGGCGGUGAAGCUGAACACGGCCGACCGCAGGACUCUGUCCCAGAACGGGCACUUCACUGUGGAUUCCUCUAUUUAG
Molecule: messenger RNA, 1047 nt
Organism: Neopsephotus bourkii (Bourke's parrot)
Lineage: Eukaryota; Metazoa; Chordata; Aves; Psittaciformes; Psittacidae
Gene: LPAR2
Product: lysophosphatidic acid receptor 2
Exons: 2
Coding region: 13-1047 (344 amino acids)
Biological process (GO): G protein-coupled receptor signaling pathway
Cellular component (GO): membrane
Molecular function (GO): lysophosphatidic acid receptor activity
Source: RefSeq, a predicted model, not a curated record